Molecule: messenger RNA, 1443 nt
Organism: Diaporthe batatas
Lineage: Eukaryota; Fungi; Ascomycota; Sordariomycetes; Diaporthales; Diaporthaceae
Exons: 1
Coding region: 1-1443 (480 amino acids)
Biological process (GO): sphingosine biosynthetic process
Cellular component (GO): membrane; intracellular membrane-bounded organelle; cytoplasm
Source: RefSeq, a predicted model, not a curated record
AUGGCCUUCACCGUCCCGGACGCCGCAGUGGAGGCGCUGGAGCCUGCCCGUCUGCCAGACGACGCAUCACUAAUCAAGUACGAGGACGGCCGUAUCGUCUGGCCGAGCGAGGCAGAGGGCGGCAUCCAGGACGCACUCAGCAUCAGAACAGAAGAGAUCGUGCUCAUCGCCGAGGCUUCGGGAGGGCUUCACCUCAUCCUCGUCCUGAGCCAUGCUGAACAAGACGCCGCCGAGCCCUUUCAGCUGUCGUCUUUUACAGCCCGGAGCCUGCGGCAAGAUCUCUUGGACCGCUUCCUUCUCAGAGAAGCCCCGGAAAUCUUCUCAGCAGGCACUGGAUCGCCCUUGGACGUAAUCAUCUCCUCCAAAUCCGGGACCGGCCAGUCCCAGAAAUUCUACGACGCAGUCCUCCGGCCUCUGUUGGGAGCGCUUGGCCUCAGGGGCGAUGAUGGCUCACCGGCGGUCCCCAACCCUCAGACUAGUGGAAGGGCGUACAAAGUGACUGUGACAAAGGACGCGGAAACCGUGAAGGAGUUCUCACGGGCACGGUGGGGGCGUGAAGGGCGCUCCGUCGACCACACGACGAGUGGCGGGGCUGUUAUCUUGCUGUCUGGCGACGGUGGCGUCGUGGAUCUCCUAAACGGGAUCGCCUCACCGGCAGAGCCGAGCCCGCUGCCAACCAUCGCGCUUAUCCCCCUGGGCACUGGUAACGCGCUCUUCCACUCCCUGCACAGGCCUCACUACACAACAACGGCUGGGCAGCAGUCAGCCCCGUCGCACCUGGUCCUGGCCCUCCAGGCCCUCCUGAAGGGCAAUGCCUCCCCACUGCCGACGUUCGAGGCGCUGUUUCCGCCGGGGUCUCAUCUGGUCCAGGAGAACAAGGAACCUGCUGGCAACCCCGAGCCGGUCGCCCGGCUGACCGGGGCCAUUGUAGCCAGCUACGGCUUCCACUCGCAGCUCGUCUGGGAGUCGGACACCCCUGCGUACCGCAAGCACGGCGACAAGCGCUUCGGCAUGGUUGCGCAGGAGCUCCUCAAGGAGGGCCACGCCUACGACGCCUCGGUCGAGACAUCCUCGUCCGCACUCGGCCCCACGCGGUUCAAUUACAUCCUCGCCACCAUGGUGUCGAACCUGGAAAAGACCUUCACCAUCUCCCCGGACAGCCGGCCGCUUGACGGGCGGCUGAGGCUCGUUCACUUUGGGGACGUGGGUGGCCAGAAGACCAUGGAGAUCAUGAUGGCGGCUUACAACAAUGGGGCGCACGUUGGGAUUGAGGGAGUUGGCUACGAGGCUGUGGACUCUAUCAGGGUGACUACCAACGAGCAAGAUGCGAGGUGGAGGAAGGUGUGUAUCGACGGGACCAUCGUGGAGAUCCCGCACGGCGGAACGAUGACAGUCAAGAAGAGCCCUGAGGCACGGCUCCGGGUUUUGGUGCUGAGCGCUUGA